This is a messenger RNA of Bacillus rossius redtenbacheri, 2148 nucleotides long. RefSeq names its product cytochrome P450 4C1-like. Gene Ontology annotation, molecular function: monooxygenase activity; iron ion binding; oxidoreductase activity, acting on paired donors, with incorporation or reduction of molecular oxygen. NCBI's taxonomy places the organism in Eukaryota, Metazoa, Arthropoda, Insecta, Phasmatodea, Bacillidae. The coding region runs from base 350 to 1936 and encodes 528 amino acids. The transcript has a single exon. The record is from RefSeq and is a predicted model, not a curated record.
AUUAGGAUGUAAUAUUUGAUACCAGAACAAUAAUUCGUUACAAUAAGAUCAACAUGUUCUUCAAAGUCGCGAUUUCAAAGUCAAACUCUUGUACCAGUAAUAGGUUCCAAAGUGACAUUCAGAACAUUAUGUGCGUCUCGCCAGGUAGCAAUCACAUAUGUCAUCGACAUAAUAAUCUCACUUACAAACGAGAACUUGAAAAAAAAACAUGUCCUGGGAACAGCAAUUUCAUGAAAAUGAGUUGUGCAAUUAUUUCGGAUUCGAACCGUGUCUAAUGACACCGAAAAAAGGAGCAAUGUAAUACUUUUCCAAGCAAGCGUAACACGACCGGGAGAAAAAAGAAGAAAGGAUGCUGUUCUUACAAAAACCACAGCGCGACGUUUGUAAAAGAGCAGUUGGCGAUAUGUCUUUUCAGUUCGUGGCCGCAGGCUUGCUAGUGUCUAUUCUGUUCUCGGUCAUGUGUUUCCGCUGCAGUAAACGCUAUCGCCUCCUGAGGAAGAUCCCCGGACCCAGAGGUCUGCCGGUCUUGGGGAACAUCGCGGAGGUUUUCACGGUCAGCCGCCGCUUGCUGGAACGUGGCAAGGAGAUUCGGCAGGCACACGGACCCACAUUCAUCAUGUGGCUCGGACCUUGCCCCAUCGUGUUCGUGUGCGACCCCAGAGAUCUCGAAGUGGUGCUGAACAAGAGCGCCACCCUCUCAAAACCUCGGCCCUACAAGAGCUUGGAGCUGCUCCUCGGCUACAGCCUGAUAACUGCCAACAGGAGCGACUGGAAGAGGUACCACAGGAUCAUAACCCCAGCUUUUGGACUCCCGACUUUGAAUAGCUUCAUCCCGGCCUUCAGCAGGAAGAGCAAGAUCCUGGUGGAAGCUCUGCGGGCCCACGGAGACGGUCAGUCAUUCGACAUGCUGGGCUUUAUGAUGAUGUGCACUCUCGACAUCGUGACAGAGACCAGCCUGGGAACGGACAUGAAUGUGCUGGAGGACAAGAGAGUCGACCUGGUGGAAGGCCUGAGGGUCGCAGAAGACGUGAUCUACCACGCAGCGAUCCAACCGUGGUGCUGGAUACCUGCCCUGAUGAAAAUGACAAAAUCUUACAAAGCAAUGGCAGAUGGCGUCAAAGUCCUUUGGGAUUACACGAACGAGAUCAUCGCCCAAAAGUUGGAACACUUCGAGGAUGCGAACGACCGUCGAAUGUUUGAACAAUCUCGGGGAGACUUCGUCGAACCCGCUGAUGAAGAAAAGAAACGUCCGGGAUUCUUGGAACACGUGAUCUCCUGCAUGAAGGCCGAGAAGAUUUCGCUCAAGAAAAUCGAGCUAAGAGAUAACACCAUGACGGUCAUUGUGGGUGGAAUGGGCACCGGAAGCAUAGCAAUGUCGAUCGCCCUGAUGCUGAUGGGUUUGCAUCAGGACGUGCAAUCCAAGGUCGUGGACGAGCUGGAAACGAUAUUCGAAGAAGAUACCGAAAGAGAGGUCACGUACGAAGAUCUCAACCGCAUGGUCUACCUCGAGCAAGUGAUCAAAGAGACCUUGAGGCUGUACCCACCUUUGCCCGUCGUCGGCAGAGUGGUCGAAGAGGAGGUGCGAAUCACAGGGUACACUCUGCCGGUGGGCACUAUGGUCGGCAUUCCGAUUUUCUUCACGCAUCGAGACCCGGGAAUUUUCCCUGACCCCGAGAAGUUUGAUCCCGACCGCUUCAGUCCGGAGAACAGUGCCCGACGACACCCGUACAGCUUCGUGCCUUUCCUGGGCGGUCGUCGUAUGUGCAUCGGCAAGAAGUACGCCUACAUGCAGAUGAAGACGAUCCUCUCCACCGUCCUCCGUAGCUACCGGGUUCUUCCGUGUGCCCGCCGAGAAGAAAUGGAGAAACUGCAGUUCAAAAUGACUCUUAACCUGGUCAAUGGCUACGAUGUGAAACUUAUUUCUAGAAAACGAUAGGACCUGCAUUGUGAAAGUGAAAUUUAUCCUUUGGGUAACUACAAUACACUUGAAAACAAUUUUAUCCUCUUAUCAAAUGGACACAAUUUUUAAAUCUCAUAAUUGUAUCAAUGAUUUCAGAAUUUUACAUAGGCCCUAUAUAAUAUGUAUCAAAUUAAUAUCAUAACUGUGGAUAGAGGUACAGGGUGAGUAUAAACAUAAAUUUCAAUUAA